AUGCUGGCGUUCAAACACCUACGAACACCCUCUGGGAGUCACAGUACAGAACCAGCCGGGUUCGCACGGCUGCUCACUACAAAACUUGCCAAGGUCAUCGCGACUGCCGUCCUUGCGAUAUGCUUCGGACUGCUCUACCUGCAAUGGGCCAAUAACAACUCCUCCGCCAGGGUGGAAGGACCUGUUCCAGAGAUCAUCGAGGACCUCAAGGCCACCACAGCAGUGCCGCAGAGACAAGGACGCUUACAUUUACUCAUCCCCGCGACUAGCAGUAAUUCAGACUUAUGUAAGCUGUUGCUAUCUGCACAGAUCCUCGGAUGGCCGACUCCAGUACUCAUCAACUACGGCGAUGUCGAGAACGCGGAUGCUUACGUUCAGCAUCUCGCCAAAGUGGAGGGUAUCCUGCGCUAUCUGGACCGCCUUGAAGCUUCGGAAGAGUACGAAGAAGAUCUGGUGCUGAUCGUGGAUGGCUAUGAUAUAUGGUUUCAACUACGGCCCGACGUUUUGAUCAAGAGAUUCUACGAGACUAACUCUGCUGCAAACGCUCAUGCAGUGGAGGUCUACGGCCAGGACCUGGUUGAUCAGUACGACAUUAAGCAGACCAUCAUCUUCGGGCCAGACAAGCUGUGCUGGCCGGUAGAUUUCAGUAGGCCUGCUUGUUGGGCAGUGCCAAUGAGUCCUUUGCCUGAGGCCGCUUUUGGAGUCACUGCCGGCGCCUACACUAAUCGCGACAACAACCAAGCACGGUGGCUGAACAGUGGCACUGUGAUGGGCAUGGCUUCAGAUCUUACAGAGGUCUUUCGCACCACGCUGGACGAAAUUCACACCAACCAUACCACAGACUCGGAUCAGUUCUAUUUCUCGAACGUUUUUGGGCUGCAAGAGUACGCUCGACUCUCACUCAAACCCGAGCUACUCGCCUCCGCAAAGGAAGUGGCGUACGACGAUGUCGAGGAUCCAAGUGAAGGUCACCGGUACGAGCCCGAGAUCCAAGGAAUAAAGACCGAAUAUCACAUCGGCAUCGACUAUGCCUCGACAAUGUUCCAGACGCUCGCCUUCUGGAAGCCGCAUCUCUCAUGGUCCCGUGUGAUCGACGCUUGGACGACGUCAGACAAAGCCAAGAGCGUUGUCAACCCAUUCCAGAUGGAACUGCCAGAUGACAUCAAGCAGUCGGCAGCACCAUACGAAGCUCUUAAAUAUGGUCUGGACCGAGAAGGACAUCCUGGCUGGGACAGCAUACAGCUGGUAUACAAUGUCAUCACAAGGCAAAUUCCCGUACUGUUACAUGUCACAGGCAACCCACAGGAAAAGGAGUACCGCGCAAAGUGGUGGCCAAAGCUAUGGUUUCAGGCCAGUGCAGAACAGCUUCGCCUUGCCAGCAACAAGCUCGAAAGCCGCGAAAUAUCUCCAGAGCCGAUCGCAGGCAUACACUGGUUUAACGCUGAGCCUGAAGAUGCCGAAGAGAUUGUCGGUGCUGGCAAAGGCGGUGCUUGGAAUGAUCGAGGUGGCUGGAUGAGCUGGAAACAACUGUGCAAGAACGUGGAGGAGGACCUUUACGCGGUAUACGGCGACGAUUUCUGGCAUCCACGGCCGAAGAAUGAAACUGCAGACGCAGAAGCAGAAGCAGAGUCACAAGUACUAACAACCCCAGAUGGCGAUGCACCAGCAGAGGCUGAGAUGGAGCCAGCAACGCGAUAG
Molecule: messenger RNA, 1698 nt
Organism: Fulvia fulva
Lineage: Eukaryota; Fungi; Ascomycota; Dothideomycetes; Mycosphaerellales; Mycosphaerellaceae
Exons: 1
Coding region: 1-1698 (565 amino acids)
Source: RefSeq, a predicted model, not a curated record